AUGACAAGGUUAAAAAUAUUGGGACUUUAUUGGUACAUAUCUAUUCACUUCAUCUUACAAUCACAAUUCUUUUUCCCAGUAUGCACAAAUGUGAGUUCUGUUGCAGAGGAUCUAGUAAAAGAUGUACUCUCAAAACCAGAAGUCACAGAGGUUGACACAAAGGGAUUGGUGGAGGAUCAUUCAACCUCAAGAUCAUGUUCUCCAGAUGUAUCCACUCAUGAAAAGCCUCAACUUCUACCUCAAGAAGUAAGAAAUAUCUGGGAUCAAAUAUUUCAAAAGAGUUGGGGCUCAAAUCAGUUUCCUGAAUUAUACAACACCUUUCUUGAGGUUCUACUUUCAAAUCCUGAAGAAUGGAGUGACAGAAUGAUUUAUUUCUGUGAAACUUUGGAAUUAGAAGGACCCAGAAGAGAUAUAAACAAGCAAAUUGUAAUCUUUCAAGUCCUAAAUUUGAUUGGGGAAGAAUUUGAUCUGGACAUCAAGGCAGUACAAGCUAUAUUAUCUCAGUUGACAAAGAUGGAUUCUGAUCUUUGGAUGAAUGAUCUGAAGAUUGCAAUCAAAUCAUACACUUGGAAGAUGAAGGAUUACAUCAAAAGACUAAGUGAAGACAGGGAGAUACUUGAGUUUUCAUCAAUGGAAAAAAAUCUGGGAAAGAAUGGUUUAAAACUUUCAGGAGAUUGGUCUCCAGGAAACCAAAAACAAAUCUUCUUACUCUGGACAUCCUGUAUGAACCUUUAUACCCAGGCUGACAGUGAAAGGAAAAGAGUCAUAGAAACCCAAGUUGUUUAUAUCAAUCAACUACAGGAAGCUUCAAAAUUCCCUGGAAAUAAAUUGUACAUUGGAAUGGAAUAUAUGCAUUGGGCUCACAGGAAAUUGAAAGAAUAUAAAGAAACCAUGAUUGAUUACAUCAAGUCCUUGAAGGUUGAAGGACAGGUCAAUGAAUAUGCUUCAUUUCAAUCAAACCUCAAGAGAUAUGGGAUCAAUAUACUAAAUCACUGGGGUGAAAAGGAGAAAAUGAAGUUACUCAUAUUUUGGUCAAAUUAUAUGCCAAUGUAUCUAGAAUUAUCAAAGGACAUGAAUAUGUUUCAAUUUCAACUUAUGAUGGAAGAGCUAAUAACUCAAAACUUUGAAGAGACAAGCCUUAUCAUGAAUCAGUUUCUUGAUCAAUUGGAAGGCUCUAAUCAAUUUAAAGGCAGCAGCUCUUUUUUCCCUUUCAUCAAAUACUUCUCUGAAAAUACUGGGUCACCAAAAUUCAAGCUCAAAAGCAUUGAUAUCUUGAAUGUAUUUGAGGAAAGAACUGCAAGACUAUUAGAUCACCAAUUAUAG
Messenger RNA from Melampsora larici-populina 98AG31, 1323 nucleotides. RefSeq lists its product as uncharacterized. The record is from RefSeq and is a predicted model, not a curated record. The transcript is spliced from 8 exons. NCBI's taxonomy places the organism in Eukaryota, Fungi, Basidiomycota, Pucciniomycetes, Pucciniales, Melampsoraceae. Bases 1 to 1323 code for a protein of 440 amino acids.